AAAUUGAAAUUUAACUGGCAACACUACGAAAAUUCAAAAUCAAUAAAUCGAAUAGUGCGAUCGCGGAAGAGAUUUUUUCGAUAUUUCACUUAAAAUUCCAAAAACAGGAUAUCAAAUCAUUGCCUCAGUUAAGUGCUUGCAUCAACAAAUACCCGGAGCAUCUCGUCGUCAUGGCUACUAACGGUGGUGUCGGUGAAGCGGGCAAAAACAUUACUUCGCAGUGUAUGCUGCCCGGCGGUUGUAUGGGCAAGACUCGUGCCGUCAAGUGCUGGAAAUGGGAUGUUGACCAACUAAUAAUGAACAAAGUAUUGGGAAAUAUUGAGUAUGGAGUUCUUAUUUUGAAUCGGCCAAUAACCCAGAACCCUGGAUUUAUAAAGAGGUUGUGGAAUAAAGCUUCCGUUAGGAUGACUGUCGACGGUGGCACUAAGCAGUGGGACAAGUUCCUGAGCAACUUCUCAGAUGAAACAAAGAGUACCAUCCAGGAUCCGGACCUCAUUACAGGAGACUUUGACUCUAUCACUGAUGAAAUAUUAGAGAAAUACAAACAGAAAGGUUGUAAGAUCAUUCACACACCAGAUCAGAACUACACUGACUUCACAAAGGCUCUGCUGGAACUCAACAUUCAUAGCAACAUGGUGGGAGUGCAGUUGACCCACGUCAUUGCCAUAGCUCAAACUUCAGGCCGACUGGACCAAAUUCUGGGCAACAUUCAGACUCUUUUCCUCGUAAGAGACAAAUUCCUGGUCGGUCCCAACACGAACGUGUUCCUCAUGUCUGAUGACUGCAUCUCUUGGCUGCUGCACCCUGGAGACCACGUGAUCUAUAUUCCUGAGGAGUCUAGGCAGCAUAAGAGGGCAUGGUGUUCGCUCGUGCCAGUCGGUGAAACCUGCCAGCGUGUCACUUCUACUGGACUUAAAUGGAAUCUUGACAACCAACCUCUGCGCUUCGGUGGAAUAGUAAGCACUUCAAACACUUUUGAUGGAUCACAAAAGGUGACUGUUAAAUGCAGCCAUACUCUGCUGUGGUCCAUGAGAGUACCCAGUAUUUCUACUUAAAAUGGAUAAAUUAUGGGUAUAACAGUAUUUCCAACCAGUAAAAUAUCAUAAAUUCGGUGUCUAUAAACUGCUGGCAAUUUUACAGCUGUUUAAUAUAAACAUAAACUUUUGUACUAUCUGUCCUUUAGUAGAAUUUACAAAUCAUACAUUUAAU
Molecule: messenger RNA, 1209 nt
Organism: Helicoverpa armigera (cotton bollworm)
Lineage: Eukaryota; Metazoa; Arthropoda; Insecta; Lepidoptera; Noctuidae
Product: thiamin pyrophosphokinase 1
Exons: 7
Coding region: 171-1055 (294 amino acids)
Biological process (GO): thiamine diphosphate biosynthetic process; thiamine metabolic process
Molecular function (GO): thiamine binding; ATP binding; thiamine diphosphokinase activity
Source: RefSeq, a predicted model, not a curated record